Messenger RNA from Struthio camelus australis, 1834 nucleotides. NCBI's taxonomy places the organism in Eukaryota, Metazoa, Chordata, Aves, Struthioniformes, Struthionidae. The record is from RefSeq and is a predicted model, not a curated record.
UUCUAGGGCAAUGGCUUCCAAAACCCCAGUUGGAUUCAUUGGGCUGGGUAACAUGGGAAAUCCAAUGGCAAAAAACCUGGUAAAACAUGGAUAUCCAGUUAUUGCAUAUGAUGUGUUUCCAGAAGCUUGCAAAGAAUUUCAAGACUUGGGUGCUCAGGUAAUGGAUUCUGCAGCAGAUGUAGCAGAAAGAGCAGACAGAAUUAUCACCAUGCUGCCUUCCAGCCCAAACGCAAUAGAAGUUUACACAGGAGCAAGUGGAAUUCUGAAGAAAGUGAAGAAAGGCUCAUUGUUAAUAGAUUCCAGUACUAUUGACCCUGCAGUUUCGAAAGAAUUAGCUAAAGCAGUUGAAAAAAUGGGAGCUGUUUUCAUGGAUGCUCCGGUUUCUGGAGGCGUUGGAGCUGCUCGAGCCGGAAACCUCACUUUCAUGGUUGGUGGAGUGGAACAAGAAUUUGAUGCUGCCAAGGAGUUGCUGACAUGUAUGGGUUCUAAUGUGGUUUACUGUGGAGGGGUUGGAACUGGACAGGCUGCAAAGAUCUGCAAUAACAUGCUCUUGGCCAUCAGUAUGAUUGGAACUGCUGAGGCUAUGAAUCUUGGAAUCAGAUUAGGGCUUGACCCAAAGCUGCUGGCCAAAAUCCUAAAUAUGAGCUCAGGCCGCUGUUGGUCAAGCGAUACGUACAAUCCUGUUCCGGGAGUGAUGGAAGGAGUACCAUCUGCCAAUAAUUAUCAAGGUGGCUUUGGAACAACACUCAUGGCUAAGGAUCUUGGCUUGGCCCAGAUUUCUGCCACCAACACAAAGACACCAGUCCCUUUGGGAUCCCAGGCACAUCAGAUCUACAGGAUGAUGUGUGCAAAAGGCUAUGCCCUGAAAGACUUCUCAGCUGUGUUCCAGUUUUUACGUGAGGAGGAAACCUUGUGAGCUGCCCUUCAGCAAUGGACAUGAUAGCAAAGCACUUUUUUUUGUUUUUAUCCUUAUAGCUCCUUUGAGAAGAAUGUGGGUUUAAUCAAAUACUGUGCAACGUGAUCCCAUACAGACUAGUCAUCUUUGUUUGUCUAGAUCACAGCAAACUCCAGGAUUUUUUCAUCAGUUCUUGAAAAAGCAAGUCAGGGGAAGGGGGUUGGUUGGCAAUUAGCCAGACAGGGAUUUCCUUUUUUUAAGAACCAUCAAAGGUUUUUCCAAUAAAGGCAAUAAAUAAAGUAAAUAUUUUUUUUAAUAAAUGCUUGAUUGUUUGCAAAUAAAAUAACUGACAUUAUGGCUACAAACUUAGGAGCAUCUUGAAUAGUAAGGGGAAGAUAUAUAGUGAUUUAAUGAUAUAUAGUGGUUUAUUAAAAUUAAAAGUGAAUUAUUUAUGGAAAAAGGGAAGAUCUGUUCAAUGAAGAAACAUAGCUUGAGAAGGAAUUUUUUUUUCCUUGGGCCUACUAGCUGUGGGUUGAUCAGUAGUGAAUUUUUCCUGGGAUUCAGGUUGCAGAUUUAAGUUUAUAGUUAUGUAACUAAGGAAAUGCUGUUACAGCAUGUUUAACUGAUAGACUUAGUUAAAGUAGCAUAAUAUGUGUGUCCCUCUUGUAAAGUUCUAUUAUUGUAUUUUGCUAACCCAAUUUUAUAUUUUCUUCCUGUAUGCUGCCACACAUUUUCAGAACUCAAGAGUGACGCCUACUAGAAGCUCUAACAGAGGGUGCAUUUGCUUUAGAUAAUUACUGCAGUAUUAUAAACCUAAGGAAACCCCAUUAUUUUGAAAAGAAAUAAAAAUCUAUACUGGUAAAUACUUGCUAUAUGAUUAUUUGCUUUUUGUUUUGAUGCACUCUUGUACACACACAAUUAAAAAAAGAUUUAGUACAA